GUUCUCUCCCCGGCUCUGGGAGGGGAGUGGGGUCUGGUGGUUAGAGCCAGGGGCCAGGACGCCUGGGUUCUUUUCCAGGCCUCGGACCUGCGGGUGGACUUGACCAAUGAGCCGAAGACCAAGCCGGAAGUGGGGCAGCUGCAGUUCGGGAAGCAUUUCACCGACCACAUGCUGACGGUGGAGUGGGACCGGGAGCGGGGCUGGGGCCAGCCCCACAUCAAACCUUUCCAGAGCCUGAGCCUGCACCCGGCCUCCUCCGCCCUGCACUACGCUGUGGCGCUCUUCGAGGGGAUGAAGGCUUUCCGGGGCCCGGAUCAGCGUGUCCGUCUCUUCCGCCCCCUGAUGAACAUGGAGCGUAUGUCCCGCUCGGCCGCCCGGGCCAGCCUGCCGCCCUUCGACCAGCUGCAGCUCCUGGAGUGCAUCCGCCAGCUCGUGGCCCUCGACCAGGACUGGGUGCCACACUCGGACAGCGCCAGCCUCUACAUCCGGCCAACCUUCAUCGGCACCGAGGUGGGGAGCCCAGCCCCUGGGGUGCCCUGACGUUCCCCUCCCUCCGCGGGACUG
This is a messenger RNA of Chrysemys picta bellii (western painted turtle), 564 nucleotides long. NCBI's taxonomy places the organism in Eukaryota, Metazoa, Chordata, Testudines, Emydidae. The record is from RefSeq and is a predicted model, not a curated record.